CAUCUUCGUGUCGCGCAGCCUAUCCUUCCACGCAUUUUUUAGUGCCAAACCCUGUUUCAUCAAAGAUACGAUUUGCUGUAUUUACCCAGUUGAUAACACUGCGAGAAUGGUGGCGGAAAACAAAUCCAGGCAGAUUGAUUCUUCCUUCCGGAACUUGAAGAGAAAAAGUCAAAUUGAAGAAAUGCUUUCCUCCAUGACUAUCGAAGAAAAGAUAGGGCAAAUGUCCCAGAUUGAUAUCAACAUGAUUAUCGAAGACGAUUCCGAAGGUAAUGGAAAGAAACGGCUGAACGUGGCCGCCGCAGAACUUUACCUCGGUGAACGUGGAAUCGGAUCUGUCCUCAACCUUGUAAGUGGCGCUUCCUGGACCGCGCAAGAUUUUCGUCAGGUCGCCGUGCAAUUGAAGGAAAUCAGCGACCGCUACAACCGUCCACCCGUAAUUUGGGGUCUAGAUAGUGUGCACGGGGCAAAUUACAUUCUUGGAGCAAGUAUUCCACCGCAACCCAUCAACAUGGCCGCAACCUUUAACUUAACAGUUCCCUACCAGGCUGGCAUUAUUGCGAGUCGUGAUACAAGGGCUGCCGGUAUCACGUGGUUAUUCUCGCCGCUUUUGGGUAUUGCUUUGGAGCCACGUUGGAGCCGGGUCUACGAAACCUUUGGGGAAGAUCCUACGAUGGUUGGUCUCAUGGCGGCCCAGAUGAUUGCCGGCAUUCAAAAACCGGAUUCGAAUCCUUUGGCCAUCCCUUCCAGGGCAGCCGCUUGCGCUAAACACUUUAUUGGCUAUUCCAUGCCGCGCGAUGGUCAUGAUCGUAGUCCAAGUUGGAUUCCCACUCGCCACUUGUACCAAUAUUUUGUCCCACCGUGGCAGUAUGCAAUGAAGCAAAACGCACUCACCGUGAUGGAAUCAUACACGGAAACAGACGGUGUACCCAACGUCGCAAAUCCUCAAGCGCUGAACUAUCUACUGCGUCAGCGUUUGGGUUUUGAUGGCGUUCUUGUGACCGACUAUGAGGAGAUUCGCAAUGCAAAUACAUGGCACCACAUCGCUGUGAAUGACACACAGGCAACUAUCAAGUCGUUAUUGGAUGGUAGCGUGGACAUGAGUAUGAUUCCAUGGGACGCGGAUGGAUUUCGCGAUGGAAUUUUGGCAGGAAUUCAAGGCCAUCGGUUGUUUGAAUGGCGAUUGAACCAAUCAACGGAGCGUGUCCUAAAGCUGAAGGAGACCCUGAACAUGUAUCACGAAAAUCUCGCGAUAGAAGAUCCCAAUCUUGCAAUGAUUGGUUCGGACGAACCGGCGGUCUUGGACAUGGCCCAACAAUCACUCAUUCUAGCAGAGAAUGAUGGGUUGUUGCCUUUGAGUUUAAAUACUCGGCACAAGAUUCUCGUGACUGGUCCAACGUCAAGCUCGUUGAUACAUCAGUCUGGGGGUUGGACUGGUCAGUGGCAAGGGGCUUUAUCUGACGAUUGGUUUGCCCAUGGAUCAACAGUAUUCGAUGCCUUUUCACGGGAAGAGGCCUGGGAUGUUUCCUUUAGUUGUGGUGUCAAUAUUUUGGGCGGUGAAUGCGAUGACGAAGUGAGUCGCCAGAAAACUUUUUUCAUCGAAGAGAUCGAAGAAUGGGUCGGAAGGGGACCUUCAACGUCCAUCGAGCGUGCAGUCAAAGCGGCAGCAUCGAAAGACGUUGUGCUGGUGUGCGUCGGCGAAGAAGCUUACACCGAGAAACCUGGUGACAUACGGUCUAUGGAGCUACCACAAGGACAAUAUGAACUGGUGAAAGCGCUCAAAGAGAACUCGGUUGUCAAGAUUGUACUUGUAUACUUUGGUGGACGUCCAAGGCUGCUAAGGAAAAUGGUCGAGCAGGCGGACGCAACCAUUGUGGCUUUCCUGCCUGGACCGACAGCGGGCGAAGCGCUGAAAAAUUUAGUUAGCGGGCAAAUCAAUCCUAGCGGCAAAAUGCCCAUUACGUAUCCUAAGUAUUCGGACAACGGAGGCAUCCCCUACUUCCAUUCCGUGUCGGACAAAUGCACUGAUGGGUUAGCUGCCAUGCCACAUUUCGAUUAUGUCCCUUGUGAAGUGCAGUGGUCGUUUGGGCACGGUCUGAGCUACACUAGCUUUCAGUAUUCUGAUCUAAAGUCAUCCGCUAAAGACGGUAGUGAUUUGAUCGUCUCAGUCAGAAUUAAAAACACUGGGUCAACGGGUGGGUCAGAAGCGGUCAUGCUUUUUACGUUUGACGAAAAUCGACCCACUACUCCAGAAUACAAGAGACUUCGGGCUUUUGAAAAAAUUUGGCUUGCCUCAGGAGAGGAGAGAACAGUCACACUCACAGUCUCCCCUGAGGAGCUCCACUUUAUUGGCCCCCAUAAUGACAAGCACUACAUCAGUGAUCCUGCUAUGAGGUUUUGGGUAGGCAUGGGAGCUUCAACGGAUUGUCGCUCAAAUCCCGAUUCAGAUCUCUGCUCUAUUGUUGAGCCCUCCGUCGGAGAAGAGGCCAUGUUCAAUAAUUGCUGCGAUGUGGCGUGUGACUUGUGGACGAGCAGCCAAUGUGCCGACCAAUAUGGCUUCGAUCAAGCUUCCUGCUUAGCGCUUUGUUCUUCAAUCAGUAGCUACCCGACUAGUGCUACUACCUUGGGCAAAGACGGCUGGGGCUGGAACUAUGUCGAAUGUCUUGAAUCUGUGCUGUGGGGAUUCGAGCAAGUAAAUGAAUUACCACAGUGCUGGAAGAUGACCACAUUGUGUCGUGAUGUUUUCCAAACAAAAAACUUUGACGAAUAUGGCCUUGGACCCGGAAUCACACCACAAAAGAUCCUGCCAAGGGGCGUCACCUGGAUGCCGAACGCAGUGGCCGUAAUAGCAGCUUUGAUUUCAUCCUAUAUGAUGGCUCAGGCGAUGCGUGGUGGAUUUUGUAGACGAACGGAUGAAUCCAAUGAGAGAGAUGCCAUUCAAUUUUCGAGAGUACAGACGGAACAGGACUAAUGUCAAAAGCUCAAAAUUGUGUUUCUUGGUACUCAUGGUGGCACUAUAGAGAAAAAUGUGAAAAUUUCCUUUGUUGUAUUGAAAAAAAGUCACGCAGCUUGCUCCAAACGCAUAUCAAAUAACCCACAGAAUCUGAUGACGAAGCUAUUUGGAUUUCUGUAGAAGAAAGUCACCAAUGGAUGAGAGUCCUCGAUUGACGAUGCGCAUUUUACUCGCAGUCAAUAUUAAAUACAUUGUUCAAGUAAUCUCCACAUCGUCCUUAGCAGGAUUGUGCUUAAAACGUACACUCCAUUUCAAUGUCUUAAAACAGCUGGAUGAAUGUCAGAUGCAUCUUGGAAUGAACGAAGUAAAUCAAGUUCCAUAGUCUUGACGCCACAACCGUCUGAACAAAAAACAGAGUCAAAUCUCGGCUUGUUGCCGCAGAAUUGAGCUGCGCAACAUGAGUAGGAGGGCGUGAUAUUUGCAUUUGAACCGUCGCAGGCUUCACCUUGUAGUUCUGCCUUGGCGUCUUCGUCACCGACUGCCCUAUUUUUCAAGAUUGGAGGAUCUUCAGCUGGAUCGAAAAAGUUGCGUCUCUGGUUUUCGAAACCUGCCGGGCUUUCUCUAGAUGUGUCUCUCAUGAGAAAGAGAAGCAUAUUGUGCCGGUCUGUAUAGCCUUCGGCAUCUUCAAUUGAAACAAGCAGUCGUUCUAGCUCCUUUGUU
Molecule: messenger RNA, 3670 nt
Organism: Phaeodactylum tricornutum CCAP 1055/1
Lineage: Eukaryota; Bacillariophyta; Bacillariophyceae; Surirellales; Neidiaceae
Product: beta-glucosidase
Exons: 1
Coding region: 107-2968 (953 amino acids)
Biological process (GO): glucan catabolic process
Molecular function (GO): beta-glucosidase activity
Source: RefSeq, a predicted model, not a curated record